Molecule: messenger RNA, 2347 nt
Organism: Siniperca chuatsi (mandarin fish)
Lineage: Eukaryota; Metazoa; Chordata; Actinopteri; Centrarchiformes; Sinipercidae
Gene: scoca
Product: short coiled-coil protein a
Exons: 4
Coding region: 318-560 (80 amino acids)
Cellular component (GO): trans-Golgi network
Source: RefSeq, a predicted model, not a curated record
UUGCUACCAGGGGGAAUGACUGAAUGCCUGAGCAUCUGUUACGACUGCAGCAAGUGUGUGUGUGUGUGCGCGCAGUAGUUGCCCUCCCCCCCAGUCGGUUGGUGUGGUCACGUACUCACAGUGACGUCUGAUGACGAUGUUGAUGGGUGAAGUACCAGCUAUCAUCAUCAUCCUCCUCCUCAUCAUCAUCACCACCACCACAGAGCCUCUAGUCUGUUUAAAGGGUAUAACUCCGCUACACGGAGAAGACAUUUCUUGCUUUGGUGGACAGUGGAUCCGCAGCCCUGUAUUCUAAACAGGAGAACGAGCUUUUCAUCAUGAACUGUGACAUAGAUGGAGACAUGGAGAACCAGGUGGAGAUGGAGGAGAAGACGAGGUUAAUAAAUCAAGUUUUGGAACUUCAGCACACACUGGAAGACUUGUCAGCGCGGGUCGACGCAGUCAAGGAGGAGAACCUCAAGUUAAAGUCUGAGAACCAGGUCCUUGGUCAGUACAUCGAGAACCUCAUGUCAGCUUCCAGCGUCUUCCAGACCACCGACACCAAGAGCAAACGGAAGUGAAGUACCCUUCGGGAAACACCUGCAGACCCAGGCCAGCAGCUGGGAGAGAAAACCCACCAUGGAGACAUGGAGAGGGGUUUGUUUUCUCAGCAGACCUGGGUGUUUUCUGUAACCGUUAGAGCUCACUUACCGGAGUCAAAAACUAACAAUUUAAAAAUCAAACACAUAAAUUGACUUUGUCACGUGUCCCGCUGGCUCAGAAAUAGAUCAAUUUAAUGUUAGUCUGGCCCAGGUCUGUUUUGCAACAGCUUCCUCUCUACAUUACAGACGAGGUAGACAUCACCCUUUAAUCACUAACACAAAAACAGAACCAGAAUAUGUACAUGAAGUGGUUAAGGGUAAUUUGUACCUUAAGUUUCUUCUUAAUGCUCUCUGUCAAUGUAGUAUGUGUAAAAUAAUUCUAAAUAACUGCUGUUUUACCCUUCUUGGUUUUCUGUUCGAGAACAAUUCUGAUUUUCUGUGGUUUUCCCAACUUUCUGACACAGUGUUCCCGUCUCAAACUUACUAGUAAUUGGGCGACAAAUACUGUUUGACCAUGAACCUCAUUUUCAACACUGGUUUAUUUUAUUAUUUAUUUUUGUAAAGUAUUUUCUACGUCAGUUGCAUCUGAGUUUUUGGUCUUGGAUGUCAUCAUAUCUGUCUUUAUAAAGCACGACUGUAUUCUUCCAUUUAAAAGCAAACUGAACAGUAUUACUGAGAAUGAAAAAUGUAUUUGGAUCGCAUGUAUGAGUAAUACACUUCUUGAAUGAGUUUCUUUCUGUUUGACAGUUCAGUAUAUCUAAUGAAAUGUCAUUAAAUCAAUAAUCACUGAAUUACAGACUGAAAACUAGCUACUGAGAACUCUUAACACUAGGAGGUGGAUACAUAUAGGUACCAUUGAGAGCUCAGCAACAAUGUAAGUAAAAGCACAGAGAAACUAAAAGUUGUGUAAACUAGCACUCCAUAAAAGUGUAGGUCUUAACUAACAUCAGUAAUGUUUUUAUUGCAAGUGGUUGAUUUUUAAAUCAAAGAUUUUCUUUCUGUACUUAAAGUAUUUGUAACCCUUUCAAUUGAUCAUGUCAUAAAUGAGUGGUGUGGCCCAAAGAGUAAUGUAAGAGCGAGAGAGGAAAUGGUAGGGUCAUAAAUGCAGCAGGGCUCUGUCACAUACAAACCCUGCAUUAUUACAUUUUGUGUCCUUAACCAGUAAUGUCCACGGGGGAGGGGGACUGAACGGGCCAGAUGACACAAGGAAGAGGUGAGGUGGGAAGCAAGACAUGCUUUCCCCUUGAACUGCAAGAACAAAAGCAGUAAAGAGGCCUUGAGUGCUAUUGAUCCAUUUGGCCAGGCCUGGAAUACAUCACCUGCUAGAGGAUGGGUUUGACCGUAAAUGUGCUGAUGUCGUCAGACGGCAGAGUGGAGGGAGUGUCCUCCAAGACUGCAGCUGCCUCAGAUAAAAAGAAAAAAGGACAGAGGGUGGAAGGCGGAGAUGAAAAGUAAUGCAAUCUUAACAAAUUUGUAUUCUUUUUUUUAAACUGAAGUAUCCAGUUCAAUAAUGUCUGGAAAGCGGUAAUUAAUGUCUAAACAUCAGAUGACUGUGGUGGUGUUUAAAAAUGGGGGGAACUGGUAAUAUUAUUAGGCUAUAAACUGUAUAUGCUGUAAUCUUUUUCUUAUUUUGAUAUUUAUGAAUAGUUGUACAGUAGUAUUUCAUUAAUUUCUUUCUGGCAUGCUGAAUAUGCCCUACCUACACACCCCCUGGUACCUGCACCUUUGCCUUUAAACAUUUUUGUUUUAAUAAAAACCUAAGACCA